AUGCAGGCAAGGUCGCUGAUCAUAUUGGCUGUUCUGGCGGUGGCGAACGCACAAUUCCCAAAUGGGCGCAUCCUGGAACCUCCAGUGCCUUCACACUGUGCUAAUCGCGUCAUCCACGAAAGAUAUUCCGAUAAUAAGGGAUAUUUCUUCUCGUGGCGGGACCCGGCACUUCGAGGUGUUGAGGAAGACUGGUUGAGUGCAAGAAACUACUGCAGGCAACGGUGUAUGGACCUUGUCUCAUUGGAAACCAGCGAUGAAAAUGAAUGGGUCAAGGCACGGAUCGUGCAGGACAAGGUAAAAUACAUAUGGACAUCGGGCCGGCUCUGCGAUUUCAAAGGUUGUAACCGUCCUGAUCUGCUACCUAAUGAAGUCAACGGUUGGUUCUGGACGGCUGAACUGCAGAAGUUGGCGCCUACCACCAACCGUCAACAAAAUGACUGGUCUGAGGGUGGCGGCAUCGGCAAACCUCAACCUGACAACAGGGAGCAGUUUCAAGGCGGUGCUGCUGAACACUGUGUAGCAAUCUUGAAUAACUUCUACAACGACGGCGUACACUGGCACGACGUGGCUUGUCACCACCGCAAACCCUUCGUCUGCGAAGAAAACGACGCCCUCCUCAAAUACGUCAGAUAUACGAACCCCAAUUUACGAGUUUAA
Molecule: messenger RNA, 657 nt
Organism: Parnassius mnemosyne (clouded apollo)
Lineage: Eukaryota; Metazoa; Arthropoda; Insecta; Lepidoptera; Papilionidae
Source: the annotation of a GenBank genome assembly